This is a messenger RNA of Eruca vesicaria subsp. sativa (arugula), 2086 nucleotides long. The record is from the annotation of a GenBank genome assembly. Lineage: Eukaryota; Viridiplantae; Streptophyta; Magnoliopsida; Brassicales; Brassicaceae.
CGACCAACCUUACUUGCUUGUUUGCUUAAAUCGAACACAGGCGAAGCGAGCCAGAAUCUUUGUUUCAUACUUAUAUCGGUCGAUUAAUCCUCCUGAUUAUCGCGGACCAUCCGUUAAGCAAUAAUGACUAGUAAGAAGACGAAGAAUCCUACAGUAUUCUUGGAUGUCUCCAUUGGCGGGGAUCCCCUUGAACGUAUUGUCAUUGAGCUUUUUGCUGAUGUUGUCCCCAAGACUGCCGAAAACUUUCGUGCCCUCUGCACAGGUGAGGCAGGCCUUGGAAAGACCACUGGGAAGCCAUUGCAUUUCAAAGGAUCAUCUUUCCAUCGAGUCAUUAAAGGAUUCAUGGCUCAGGGUGGUGAUUUUUCUAACGGAAAUGGCACCGGCGGGGAGAGUAUCUAUGGUGGGAAGUUUUCAGAUGAGAAUUUUGAACUGGACCACGAAGAAGGUGGAUACCUUUCGAUGGCAAAUUGUGGCCCAAACACCAACGGGUCACAGUUUUUUAUCCUUUUCAAACGCCAGCCACAUCUCGAUGGGAAGCAUGUUGUAUUUGGGAAAGUCGUGAAGGGAAUGGAAGUUGUCAAGAAAAUGGAGCUUGUGGGGACGACUGAUGGUAAACCAACUAGCAAUGUCAAAAUAAUCGACUGUGGCGAAAUGUCUCAGUUAAAAGCUCAGGAUGCUGCUGAAAAAGAUAAAGGGAAAUUGAAAAAAUCGAGCAAAGGCAGGAAAGACUCUCGGGAGAAGAAGGUUAAGCGCAAAAGAAGAUACUCGUCUUCGUCUGAUUCAUAUAGCUCAAGUUCUGAAUCAGAUUCUGAAUCAGAAACAGAUUCAUCCUCUUAUGAGUCUAGUUCUUCCAGUGAUGGGAAGCGUAGGAAGAGGAGGUCAACAAAGAGACACAAAGGCCGACGUGGGGAAAGAAAGAUUAAAGGACGAAACGGGAAAAAGACUAAACCACCUCAGCGCAGAAACAGGGAUAGUUUAAGUGACACCGAGAGUAGCAAUUCUGAUGACGAGAGAAUGGGCCACGAAAAGUCAAAGAAAGCUAAAGAUGGAGGAAAAGUUUCGGCAGCUGUGCCUGUAAGGAAUGCUGCUAUUCCUAGUCUUGAGGAGAAGAGGGAGGAUGAACUUGUUGGCAAUGGAAAGGCCACGAAAGUUGAUGAUCAACGUGCUGACUCGGUGAAAUCAAGGAGUAUGAGCCCAGUUCCUAGGAGCAAAAGUCCUAGUAGAAGCCCUGUGAGAGAUCUUGGAAAUAGGAGCAGAAGUCCUCGCGAGAAGCUAGCAGUGAGGAAACCUUCAAAAAGCCCAUCUCCCAAUGGUGAGCCCAAGCGCAUCCGAAAGGGGCGUGGGUUCACAGAACGUUAUUCGUUUGCUCGGAAGUACCGUACACCAUCUCCUGAGCGUUCCCCUCCUCGGCACUGGCCUAAUAGAAGAAGCUUUCAGGACAGGAACACGGACAGGUAUGCUAGCAACAGGAGUUACUCUGAUCGCUCACCUAGAAGACGCUUUAGGAGCCCACCCAGGAGAAGGAGCCCUCCAAGGUACAACCGGAGAAGAAGAAGCAUUUCAGGGAGUCCAGAAGGGCAGGGCAGACGUUUCAGAGACAGAAGCAGGAGCCAAAGUCCAGAAGGGCAGCGCAGACGUUUCAGAGAGAGAAGCAGGAGCCAAAGUCCAGGAGGGCAUCGUAGCCCUAGCGGGAGCCCUAGAAAGAGGCAGCCAAUUAGCCAAGACCUUAAAUCUCGUCUCGGUCCAAAAGGAUCUCCCAUCAGAGGAGGAGCCACCUCUCGUGAAGAAUCGCUCAGUGCUUCUCCCUCAACCUCUCCACCGGGCCAGAGAGGUCUGGUUAGCUAUGCAGAUUGAUCACUCAUCCAUCGAUUUGCAUUCUGCUGAUGACUUGAGAGUUUUGUUGUUGUGAUAUGAUACUCUUACAUUUGGUUGUUGUUGCUUUACAGAUUUGUUGAAUUAUCAUUUUAUUGCACAAUAGUUUUGGGUUUUUAUGAGCUUUAAUGUCUGCGAUCACACAAGCUCUUUUGUUAGGAAUCAGACCCAAAAAAAUCCGAGUUGAAAUGAUAAAAUAUCUGAUCGGGUUCUC